AUGGCGUACGCAUAUUACUACGAUCUCCCACCACCGUUGGUGGACCAUCUUCAUGAGCGAACCCAUCAACAUCAAAGUUUCAUGCAACAUCUGGCUCAUCGACAUCCCAGACCCGAAGAUCACCCAAACCAACCUGAUGUGGAUUUCCGCGACGCUAUCAAGGAGUACUUGGUUGAUAUCGAAGUGCCGGGAAUCAAAAAGCCCAGCGAAGUCACCGUGUCGUGGACGGGAUCUAGAUCGUUGCUCCUUACCGGGAGCGUUUCGCGACCAGAUUAUGGAAGUCCAGAAAAUGUCGAGGUGGAGGAAGAGAAAGACGACCCUCAUGCGGGCGGAACGCACUUGCUGGUGGGUGAGAGAAGAAUCGGUCCGUUCAGACGAUACAUCAACUUUCCCACCGAUGUGGAGAAUGUCAGUGUGACUCUCGAGGCUGGUUUGUUGAAGAUUCGUGCCCCAAAGAAGGGCUUCACCGAAGUGGCUCAGGCAAAGGUUGAUGUCAAGCACGAGUGA
This is a messenger RNA of Rhinocladiella mackenziei CBS 650.93, 507 nucleotides long. RefSeq lists its product as uncharacterized. The transcript has a single exon. NCBI's taxonomy places the organism in Eukaryota, Fungi, Ascomycota, Eurotiomycetes, Chaetothyriales, Herpotrichiellaceae. The coding region runs from base 1 to 507 and encodes 168 amino acids. The record is from RefSeq and is a predicted model, not a curated record.